Molecule: messenger RNA, 1041 nt
Organism: Schistocerca nitens (vagrant locust)
Lineage: Eukaryota; Metazoa; Arthropoda; Insecta; Orthoptera; Acrididae
Product: carbonyl reductase [NADPH] 1-like
Exons: 6
Coding region: 187-1032 (281 amino acids)
Molecular function (GO): carbonyl reductase (NADPH) activity
Source: RefSeq, a predicted model, not a curated record
GGCAUAAAAAUUUUCACUUAACGUCAGCAGAAGUUAUAGACAUUCGUAUUUUGCUAGAUAACAUUCCGUUAAGCUAACACCUGUGUUCCAGUAUCUUGUUUACGUAAUGUACAUUGGAGCCUGUGCUAGUUAAUCCCCGUAUGAAUCAGUCGUCACGCAGGUGCACGCGAUAAACAAUAUUUUACAAUGAAACUCGCGGUGGUCACUGGAGGAAACAAAGGGAUUGGUCUGGCCAUCGUCCGAUCACUGUGUGAAAAAUUUGAUGGGACUGUGUAUCUGACUGCUAGAGAUGCUAAACGUGGUGAAGCAGCUGUAGAUGAGUUAAAAAAGGAUGGCUUGAAAGUGAAGUUCCAUCAGCUUGAUAUUGAUGAUCAAAAUAGUAUUGACAAGUUUAGUGACUUUUUAAAGGAAAAUUAUGAAGGACUUGACAUUCUGGUAAACAAUGCUGCAAUUGCUUAUCCGGUCGAUUCAACUGUAUCAUUUGGAGAACAAGCAGAAAACACCAUAAGAGUGAACUUUUUUGGAGUUUUGGCAACAUGUAAAGCAUUGUUUCCUCUGCUUCGACCUCAUGCUCGUGUAGUUAAUCUCUCAAGCUCUGAAGGGCAUCUGACAAAAAUUCCUGGUGACAGCCUCAGAAAGAAAUUUUCAAAUCCUGAUUUGACAGAAGAGGAGCUCUGUGAUUUAAUGAGGCAAUUUGUUGAGGCAGCAAAGAAAGGUGAGCAUGAAAAGCAUGGAUGGCGAAACUCAGCUUACGGUGUUUCAAAAGUUGGAGUUACUGCCCUCACUUUCAUGCAGCAAAAAGCUUUUGAUGCAGAUGAGCGUCCUGACAUUAUUGUGAAUGCUGUCCAUCCAGGUUAUGUAUCAACAGAUAUGUCAAACCAUAAAGGUCCCCUCACUGUUGAACAAGGUGCUGAUGCUCCUGUAUAUUUGGCACUUUUGCCUCCAGGUGUAUCAUUGCCACGUGGUGAAUACAUCUGGUGUGACAGGCAGGUUGUAAAUUGGUUCAAAGGUCCAAUGCCAGCUCCAUAUUAGUUUCAGCUC